This is a messenger RNA of Cheilinus undulatus (humphead wrasse), 3761 nucleotides long. RefSeq names its product aminopeptidase O (putative). Gene Ontology annotation, cellular component: nucleolus. Lineage: Eukaryota; Metazoa; Chordata; Actinopteri; Labriformes; Labridae. The transcript has 18 exons. The record is from RefSeq and is a predicted model, not a curated record. Gene Ontology annotation, molecular function: metalloaminopeptidase activity; zinc ion binding. The coding region runs from base 145 to 2790 and encodes 881 amino acids.
UUGCGACGAAGUUUGAGACUCCACUAGCUGCGCUGCUGUAGUUUAAUACGCCAAAUAUUAAAAGACAGAAACGUUAGAUAUAUAGUUCAACCUGAAAUCUUGGUGGAGUCAUCUUCUGUUCAACUUUGAUGCCGUUUUUGUGACAUGGACCCAGACAGAGACCUCAACCCUGACACGGAUGACCUUCCACUCCGAGCCAAUACCAACCACAUACUUGUCAGACAUUAUGUGCUGGACCUGACUGUCCAUUUUAACAGGAAGGUGAUCAGUGGUAGUGCUGUUGUGUUUCUGGAUCCUUGUUCCAGAGAUGGUCCAAAAGCUGAGGAUGAUACUGGACCUGGAUUUGUCACGGUAAAUGAGUCGAAAGAUGCAGAAGGAGGUCAGGAGUCAGAUGUAUGCAGAUUUGGGGAUGUGGAGGAUGGCAAAAAAAGACUGGAGAGGCUAGAUGCUGAAGAUGAAAAUGCUCAGUCUUCACUGUCAUGGGAAACCAGCAGUGAUGGUGAUUUCACUCUGAUUCUGGACUGCUGUGACCUUGACGUCUCAAAGGUGGAAGAGUUGGACGUCUCUGCAGUGCCAGCCAUGUCUAGCCUCUUACCAGAGGUCCCAUCAGAGGGGUUAGGGAUCAGUUUCAUUAACCUGCAGUCAGCCUGUGUUGAAAAUCUUAUCUCAAUGCCCUCUAGCAAAUGGAAGGAGAAACACCGGCUAUUGUUGUUGUGCAGCAGUGCCCCUGCGGUUCCAGAUGGCCUGUUGCGGUUUUAUAGAGAUAAAUGGAGUCUACAGGUGAGGAAGAAAGGCGUUGCAUCACCUGCAGGGUUCCCUCGUGCUCUCAGGAUCUUCUACGAGACAAGGCCAUUGGGAGGCUCUGUGAGGUGGACCAAAGACCAGGACAACAGGGUGUGUGUUUACACUGCCGGUUCUCCCAUCAACAACCGAGCCCUCUUCCCCUGCCAGGAGCCGCCUGUUGCCAUGUCAACAUGGCAGGCAACAGUACGGGCCCCCAGUGAGUGUGUGGUUUUGAUGAGCGGGGAGGAGCAGACUGUACCUAUUGAGGACAGGGACACACUUUCAGGUUUCUCAAUCUGGAAUUAUUUCGUCACUAUGCCUAUGCCUGCCUCCACCUUCACCUUGGCAGUGGGCCACUGGCAUGAAGUUGCAGCAGAAAUUCCCCCCUCAUUGGAAAGUGGGUUGAUUGACAGGAUGGUUUGUGGCAAGACGGCCAAACUCGUGGCUGGGCACGGAGACUGGACUGAAGCUGAGCUUGUGUCUGGACUUGGAAGCUCUUCCAGUGAAGUAGUAAAACGCUCUUCUAUCCAGACUGGCAGAGGAGACCAAACCACCCGCUCCGAGUCUGCAUUCUGUUGCUCUUCCCUUGAGGAUGAGGGGGUCUCUGAUACUGAUUAUUCAGGCAUGGUGGAUGACGGCAUCUGUUGUUCCCAUGGUGACUACCCUUGCCGAUUUACAGAGUGGUCAGCUAUGUCCCAGCGGGUGAUCCCACACCGUGUGUUUUGCCCUGAAUGCUUGCUGCGUGACGCCCAGAUGGUCCUCAACCUAUUGCCUCAAUGUUUGGCUGCAGCCUACACUGUUCUUGGGGUGCAUCCCUUUCCUCGCCUUGAUGUUCUUAUCGUCCCAGCAGGUUUCUCCAGUCUGGGCAUGGCCAGCCCCCAUAUCAUUUUCCUGUCUCAGAGUGUGUUGGGCACUGGGAAUCCUGGUUCUGGACAGAACAGCCUUUCUCUGUGUGGGUCCAGGAUCUGCCACGAGAUCGCUCAUUCUUGGUUCGGGUUGGUUAUCGGAGCCAGAGACUGGACCGAGGAAUGGAUCAGCGAGGGCUUUGCCACAUACCUGGAGGACAUAAUCUGGGCUCAGGCACAACAACUCGCUGUACAAGAGGCGGCAGAGCAAUCUGACCUGAAGGCACUGCUGAGGUGGAGACGACUCGCUGAUGAGCUGCAGAACUCAGAGGAGGCUCUCCAGAUCCUCAGACCAAACACAGAGAACACCGGUCAGGUCAGUGAGUCGGGCGCCUCCAUGGUUAAACAUGCCCUCAACCCUGACAAAGCCUUCAUGCAAGUCCACUACCUCAAGGGUUACUUCCUUCUCAGGUUCCUGGCCAGUCAAGUGGGAGAGCAACAAUUCAUUAACUUCUUCCACCUAUUUGUGAAGAAAUACCACGGGCAACUGAUUUUGUCCCAGGAUUUCCUGCGAAUGCUGCUGAUUACCUUUCCCGACAUGGAGAGAAAAGGCCUCACCCUUGGUGCUAUUUACGCUGACUGGCUCGAUCGACCAGGGAUUCCAAAGUGGCUGUACGAAAGGAGCGCCGUGUGGUCACAGGCGAGACUGGUGGAAGAAGUCAAAGCAGAGGUUGUAAAAUGGAUUCUCCUCAGUCAGAGUCAUCAGGGGAAGGGCAGAAAGCGGAAGAGAACCGAGCCCAAGGUGAACUACAAAGAGGUGGUGUCGGAGCAGCUUGUGAUGCUUUUGGAGCUUCUGCUAGAAGAAGAGGAGCUAAACGUGGCGACAGUGCGCGCUCUGCAAAGAACUUACAACCUACAGAAUCAAGACGCUGAGGCUCGGCAUCGCUGGUGUGAGCUGGUGGUCAAACAUGCAUACUCUCAGGCUUAUGGAGACGUGGAACAUUUUCUGGUUCAUGACCAGGCUAUGGGGGUGUAUCUAUACGGGGAGCUGAUGCUUCAGGAGGAUCCUAAGCAGCAGGCUCUCGCCAGGCGCUGCCUCUCAUUGGUGCAGGAAGAAAUGGACCAAUCAGCACGAAGAGUGGUGGAGGAGAUGGUCCUAUGAUCUGGAGGCUGCUGAUUGUGGACGGAGAUGACAGGAGUUUGGCACUCAGGUUGAACGAGAGUUCAGGACUCAGCUCUUCUUCCUUCGAAUUAAGAGGGGACGCUGCAGAAUCGCUCAGCAGUGUGAAGGAACAAGAGAAGGAUGUGCUUUUACUCCACAGCCAAGGCCAACUGGCAAGUUUAAAGCAGAUCUGUUCAUUCAAGUCUGAUGAAGAAGCAGGUGAUAGGAGCCGUUUGUAGUGAAAUAUAAUGGUGCUGACUAUGCUGGACCUUUAAAAAUGAUGCUAUCAUGUUUACAAAUGAUACAUAAUGAGAAAAUGAAUAACUUUAUUGAUAGGGUUGUCACAAAACCAGAAUUUUAAGCUUGAAUAUGAAACUCUUGAAAUUGAUUCUCAACACAACACCACGGAACAAAAACAGCUCUAGGCACUCAAAAUUUGGUCAUUUCUUGCUGUAAUAACCAAAAAUUGCAGGUUAUCUCCUGCAUAGUUUAUUAAUCUCUGAAAAAAUGUUAGCUCAUUUCAAUCCAAAAUCUUUGCCGAUUUAUUUGUGCAAUCUAGACGGUGCUCUUUCUUCUGCUGGUGGCAGCUUUUCACCACUACGAUAAAGAGUCUGCUUUUUACAGUUGUGUCGAUAAUAAAAAAUAAUGGAGACAACCUGACAACCUUCGUCAUGGACGAGAGGGAGAAACUCUUGUGUUUUAGAGUCUGAGCUGCUGUGUUUAAGUGUGUGCUGUUGAAGAUAUGUGUGUGUAGGUGUGAGUUCACGUCUGUUUAGUCUGAAGUCAUGAUCUGAUUCUCAACAGUUUAGACUGGAAAUACUUAAAGGUGAGUCAUGUUUUUAGACAUAACAGAUUACUUCACCCCAGCCUGUUAAAACACUGGAAUACACAGCCAGGGUAAUAUAUUUCUUACUUUUGUAUCAUUGUAAAUGUCGUAUUUUUCCUAUUUGAUUGUAGAGAAACUCUUUGAU